UCCAAUAUGUACAUGUUUCUGUUAUUACUCUUUCUCUCCUCUAGUCCAAGAAUGUGCCAACCUCCUGGACUCAACUUUAUGAAGUACUACGAGUACCCUCAGGUCGGAGUGCUCAAGUUCGCAGUGCUCGUAAGGACUAAGCAGGAGUUCUGCUCCGGAGUGCUUUUGAGUGACAGUUGGGUGUUGACCGCGGCUCACUGUGUCGUUCAAGAUGAGCGUUCAGCGGGAGACACAGGGGUGACUGUGAAAGCCGGUGUCAUCGAUAAGAUGGACAUCUCUGGACGGUCUCAGGAGAGGACGAGUUCUGAAGUAGUGGUCUACCCGGACUUCAAAGAGAAGAUGAUUUCAAAAUUUGAUAUUGCACUCAUCAAGGUAACUGAACCCUUCGACCUGACCACAGACUCCGUGGACAUUGUGGGCAUCUCUAACCAGUCGUGGCCUCUGGAGCCUAACUUCUUCAGGACCUGCGUGGGUUUCGGGUUCGGCAAUAUACCGUCCGUCGACCGCUCCGAACCCCAGAGAGAAAACCAAAUGAGGCUCAAGAUGUGGACGACCACGGCGGUACACAACAAGGAGGCCUGCCCUUGCACUAAGAGGUUUCACUGGAGGCGACUCAUCUGCCUGAGGGAGACCGAUGAGAUCGAGUUGUGUCAGGGUGACGGAGGUGGAGGACUGGUGUGCUUCGAGGGUCCUAAUCCUUUCAAGGGCAGCGACCACAAGGACUCCAUCAAGAAGGCUGAGCUGUUCGGGAUAGCUCACAUGACCAUGGACAAGUACAUGUGCAUGGUCACCCGUGAGCCUACCCCAGGAUGUGCCAAGAUUCCUACCAUCAGCGCCUACAUGUACCUGUGUCCUUUCAAAUCCUGGUUGGCCAACUAUGUUCCAGGUGUUGCCUUUAACACUGUCAGCUGUCAAGGGUCUAAGCUAUUGGACGCGGCAGAGACCAUGGUUCUGGUGACCUUCUUAAGCUUACAGUAUUUGUUUCUUAUUUACAAUUGAUAAAAUUGAAAAA
Homalodisca vitripennis (glassy-winged sharpshooter) is the source of this 1012-nucleotide messenger RNA. RefSeq names its product kallikrein-1-like. Gene Ontology annotation, molecular function: serine-type endopeptidase activity. The record is from RefSeq and is a predicted model, not a curated record. The transcript is spliced from 4 exons. Lineage: Eukaryota; Metazoa; Arthropoda; Insecta; Hemiptera; Cicadellidae. Gene Ontology annotation, biological process: proteolysis. The coding region runs from base 7 to 999 and encodes 330 amino acids.